AUGGAACUCGACAAAGAUAUUCAAACAACUCCGAAGGGGUUUCAUUGCAAUUUAUGUGAUGUCAACAUACCCAACAAACCGAGUCUGGAUAGUCAUGUCAAGGGAAAGAAGCACCAGCAUCUCAAUAGACUACGUGAAAAGCGACAUACACAAGCGGAGAACAGUGUCUUUGUCAGCGGGUUUAAAUCAGAUGUUUCGCCAAGUCAGCUGGAGAGUUAUUUCCAGCAGUUUGGAACCGUGUCUGAUGUUAUCAUGGACAAGGAAAAGGGAGUGUAUGCCAUCGUGGAGUUCAGCGAGGCUGAAAGCGCGCAGGUGGCAUUGGGUCAACAGAUGCAUCAGCUCGAUGGAGUCAAACUGCGCGUAAAACCUAGAGAAAGGAAGGAGUUCAAACUAGCACCCAAGAGAAAACAGGACUCCAAAAACCCUCAGAUUAGCCUGGAGAAACUGAGUUAUGAGAUCUGCCAAGCUUCAUCCGUGAAUGAGCAGAUGCAGCAAGUGGUGGAGAAUUUCCAGCUAAAUGAGAACGAAAGGAAAGUGAGAGAACUUUUGGUUCAGUUGCUACAAGAAGUAUUCACUGAAUUUUUACCAGACUGUUGCAUCCUGGCAUUUGGAUCCUCUGUUAACACAUUUGGGGUCCAUUCUUGUGAUCUGGAUCUGUUCCUGGAUUUGGAAAACACUAAAGUUUUCCAGGCCCAAGCAAAGACCUCCUCUGAACAAACAGGGGAGUGUGUGUCAGAGGACGGUCGUUCUGAAGACUCUAUCCUGUCUGACGUCGACCUGGCCACCGCCACUCCGGCCGAGCUCCUAGACCUGGUGGGGGCUAUUCUCAGGAAGUGUGUUCCUGGGGUUCACAAGGUCCAGACUCUGCCCUCUGCCAGACUGCCUGUGGUCAAGUUUAGCCACCGAGAGCUCGGCCUGCAGGGUGACAUCACCAUCAACAACAGACUGGCGGUGAGAAAUACCCGGUUCUUGCAGCUCUGCUCCGGCCUGGACUCUAGACUGCGACCUCUGGUUUACACCAUUCGAUACUGGGCCAAGCAGAAACAGUUAGCUGGUAACCCAUUCGGCGGUGGACCACUGUUGAAUAACUACGCGUUGACCCUGCUGGUCAUAUUCUAUCUUCAAAACAGAGAUCCUCCUGUCCUUCCAUCAGUGGAGCAACUAAAGGACUUGGCAUGUGAGGAGGAAGUGUGCGUAAUUGAAGGAUGGGACUGUACCUUUCCCAGUCAGCCCAUCAGUGUACCUCCCAGUAAAAACACAGAGGACCUGUGUACUUUGCUGGCUGGGUUCUUCUCUUUCUACAGUCAGUUUGAUUUCUCUGGUUCUGUCAUUUCUUUGAGAGAGGGCCGAGCUCUUCCUAUCACCGACUUCCUCAGCAAGGAAAAGGAAGCGCUUCAAAAUGCAGAGGGGGUCCAGGGAACCGAGGCCAACCCCAAACCUGUAACUGGCCCCAAACUUGGGCCGAUGAACAUCCUCGACCCUUUUGAGCUCAGUCACAACGUAGCGGGGAACCUGAACGAGCGAACGCAGAAGGCCUUUCAGAGGCAGUGUGGAGAGGUUGAGAAGUACUGUCGCAGUCUGCAGUAUCAGCAGAAAUCCACCAAGGGCAAGUCCUGGGGCUUAGUGCGUCUGUUUGCUCCGAGAAACGAGGGCGGGGUCCAGUCUCAGGAUGGGACAGAGAAGCCUCUGGAAAUCAGUAUCCCCUUCAGAGCGACGGGGCUGCCCGAGUCCGUGCGGGCUUCACUAGGCUCGGCCGGCGAAGGAUUUAGGGGCAUCUGGUUCAGGAAGGUGUGCUCAGCUGUGGAGACUGUCUUUGAGAAGGUGCUGCAGUGCACACCCACCCAGGCCACAGCUGUCGGUCAAAAUCUAAACAAAGCAGAGAGACAGACAGAGGAAGUGAACAAUAACCAAAAAUCUCCCUCAUUAUCCGGUAAUGUUGAGCACAGAUCUGAACAGCUAAAAAGACCCCUUUCCACAGAGGAGGGCGUCUCCAUAGUCAACUCCUCGCAGUGUAAGAGGCAGAGACUGGACACAGAUGCAGAGAACCCACAGUCCGCUCACUGGACCUGGGCACAGAGACACAGGGUCUGGGCUGGCCGACGGAAGGUGAGGAGGGACCUGCUGAAGAAGAGCGAUGAGGAGUUGACUCCCGAAGGAGACAGGGUUGACACUGAGAGCAGGGUCACUCAGAACAUAGUUGAAAGAGAGACAGACCCGCAGGCCCUGUUGGAGUUCGGGGUCGACGCAGAGGUGGUGGGAGGGAAUGAAAGUACCAGGGCAGUGUUCAAAUUCAGCAAUAUCAGUGACCGUCUGGGACUUUUUCAAGACUUCUUCCAUUUUUUGGAGUCUUUUCUGCCCAAAAUGGCAGAAGAAUUGCUGGGGAAGAUCGAGUAG
Molecule: messenger RNA, 2394 nt
Organism: Chanos chanos (milkfish)
Lineage: Eukaryota; Metazoa; Chordata; Actinopteri; Gonorynchiformes; Chanidae
Gene: tut1
Product: terminal uridylyl transferase 1, U6 snRNA-specific
Exons: 11
Coding region: 1-2394 (797 amino acids)
Biological process (GO): RNA 3'-end processing
Cellular component (GO): nuclear speck
Molecular function (GO): RNA binding; poly(A) RNA polymerase activity
Source: RefSeq, a predicted model, not a curated record